AUGGCUGGAGUCGCAGUACAGCCCCACCCCCGGCCCCAGAGCCCUCUGAACUUUGGAUCUGAGCAGCUGAGCCAGCUCCAAGCUGUCAUGGAUCCCGAAGGCCUGGCGCUCCUGCUGCCCCCGGCCACGCUGGCCGCCCUGGCCGCCGGCUGGCUCCGCGAGGACUGCCCGGGCCUGAACCUCGCGGCCGCGGCCACCGGGGCGGCCCCCGCGCAGGCGGCGCUGUGGGCCAAGUCCCCGGGCAUCCUGGCCGGGCGGCCUUUCUUCGACGCCGUCUUCGCCCAAGUCCACUGCCAGGUCUCCUGGCUGCUCCCGGAGGGGGCCCGGCUGCAGCCCGUGGCCAAGGUGGCCGAGGUGCGCGGCCCGGCGCACGGCCUCCUGCUGGGCGAGCGGCCGGCCCUGAACGCGCUGGCCCGCUGCAGCGGGGUGGCCAGCGCGGCGGCGGCGGCCGUGGCGGCCGCCCGGGGCGCGGGCUGGGCCGGGCAGGUGGCGGGCACGCGGAAGACCACGCCCGGCUUCCGGCUGGCGGAGAAGUACGGGCUCCUCGUGGGCGGGGCCGCCGCUCACCGCUACGACCUGGGCGGGCUGGUGAUGGUGAAGGACAACCACGUGGUGGCCGCCGGCGGAGUGGGCAAGGCGGUGAGGCGGGCCCAGCAGGUGGCCAACUUCACCCUGAAGGUGGAGGUGGAGUGCAGCAGCCUGCAGGAGGCCCUGGAGGCGGCGGAGGCCGGAGCAGACCUCGUGCUGCUGGACAACUUCAGGCCGGAGGAGCUGCACCCCACGGCUGAAGCGCUGAAGGCCCGGUUCCCGCGUGUGGGCGUGGAGGCCAGCGGGGGCAUCACGCUGGGCAACCUGCCUCAGUUCUGUGGGCCGCACGUCGAUGUCAUCUCCUUGGGGAUGCUGACCCAGGCGGCCCCGGCUCUGGAUUUCUCCCUGAAGCUGUUUGCGGAGGGGGCCACUCCAGUGCCCCGCGCCCGCCGGUCCUAACGCCCAGGCGGAUGACACUGGCAAUGGGACAACAUGGUUUCUUGGGACUUUACCU
This is a messenger RNA of Eptesicus fuscus (big brown bat), 1042 nucleotides long. It is a transcript of the gene QPRT, whose product is annotated as quinolinate phosphoribosyltransferase. Lineage: Eukaryota; Metazoa; Chordata; Mammalia; Chiroptera; Vespertilionidae. Gene Ontology annotation, cellular component: cytoplasm. Gene Ontology annotation, molecular function: nicotinate-nucleotide diphosphorylase (carboxylating) activity. The record is from RefSeq and is a predicted model, not a curated record. Gene Ontology annotation, biological process: quinolinate catabolic process; NAD+ biosynthetic process. Bases 1 to 987 code for a protein of 328 amino acids. The transcript is spliced from 5 exons.